Messenger RNA from Lathyrus sativus (Indian pea), 279 nucleotides. Lineage: Eukaryota; Viridiplantae; Streptophyta; Magnoliopsida; Fabales; Fabaceae. The record is from the annotation of a GenBank genome assembly.
AUGGCUGAAGAAGAGCAUUUUGAUGCAUCUGCAUCAGCAUCCGAACCAGUUGGAUAUCCAGGAGGACCAUAUGAUACGUCUCUGUUAGUUAAGUACGAACAACAUAUUGCAUGCCGUAUAUGGUUCGGUCAGGAGAGAGGGUCGAAGAAAGAAUUAAAGGUGGUUGGACAUGGGUUGAAGUUGGCUCAAAGGGUUCCACUACAGCUACCUAGAGAGAUGGAGAGAUGGAUAUCUAGGUCUGGUUUAGCUUCACUACAGAAACCAGUUUAUCAAAGAUAG